CAAGGUUGGAUUCAGUGACGGAUCUGCACUUGGCAGUACAUCUUCAUAUACUGCGAGGGCUCGCUCAUUUUCGCCUCGUCCCUGCCUCGCAGGUUGACCACUCUCUGUACUCCUGAAAGACCAGCCGUAUUUCGCCAUGAAUGCUCUCGCUGUUCUCCUCCUGGCAGGCCAGGCGUCGGCCACUUACCUCUAUGUCGCGUCCUACUCCGGCUUCGUAUCGACGCUGAACCUCACCGAGACUGCGAGCGGCAUCGACCUCGACAUCAUUGCCCAGGACAACAACUGCGGUGCUAUUCCAUCGUGGCUCACCCUCAAGGACGAUGGAACAUUGAUCUGUGUCGACGAGGGCUGGCGAACCUGGCCAAGAGGCACGACAGCCAUCUACUCGACCAACGACGAUGGCUCACUCUCGCUGCUAAGUUCUGUCAAUGACGUACUAGUUGGUUCUGUCAGCACUGUCGUGUACGGUGAUGAUGACUCCCACUUCGCCAUUGCCCACUACGCCGGGUCAGGUAUCUCUGCUUGGGACAUUGCCGACCCUUCGGUCCCAUCCAUGAUCCAGCAGGAGAUUUACGACCUUGAACAGCCCGGAGCCGACCCUGUACGCCAGGAGGCCGCACACCCUCACGAGGUCAUCAAGGAUCCUACCGAAACGUACAUCUUGGCCCCCGACCUGGGCGCCGACAUUGUCCGCAUCUACUCGAUCGCCAGCGACGCUACACUGGAGCCUGUUGAGCCUCUCGAGGUCCCUGCUGGCAGUGGCCCGCGCCAUGCUGCCUUUGCCGUCAUCGACGACGCCACGUAUCUUUACAUUGUCAACGAGCUCGCCAACACGAUUCUGGCAUACACCGUCACAUACACCGAAAGCGGCAUGUCCUUUGACGAGAUCUAUCACAGCAGCAUCUAUGGCGAAGACGGCCAGGUCCCUGAUGGGGUCACCAGUGCUGAAAUCCUCGUCACGCCCGAUCAGAAGAACGUCAUCCUCUCCUCCCGCAUGGACAAGUCCUUUGAAAUCCCCGCCUUUGACGGAGACGGGUCAGUCACGUCCGAUACCUUGGCCAACUUUGCCAUCGACCAGUCGACCGGUGUGCCAGAACUUCUCCAGACGGUACCCGCCGGUGGCAUGCAGCCUCGCCAGUUCUCCACCAACGCCGAGGGCUCUCUGGUCACCGUUGGACUGCAAGGUGACGGUCGAGUAGUCGUUAUCGAGCGCGAUGUCGAGACGGGUAUGCUAGGCGACUUUGUGGCAUGGCUUGAUGUCGGGGGCGAAAUCAUGUGCGUGGUCUGGAAUGAGCUUUGAGAAGAGAUAGGGGGAAUAUGGAGUGCUGUCAGCGGGAUGCCGCAGUCGAGGGUGGUUCCAUAGACAGGUUAGCUACUCAGGGCUUCGGACGUAUGGAAACAGAGCACAAGCCUCAUUUCAGGUGGUCCAUUAUCCUCUGCUAGCAUCCCAGGCUCGAACGAUAUGCAUUGACCCUGCCUACUGUCGAGACAAAGA
Messenger RNA from Emericellopsis atlantica, 1495 nucleotides. RefSeq names its product Lactonase, 7-bladed beta-propeller-domain-containing protein. The record is from RefSeq and is a predicted model, not a curated record. The transcript has 3 exons. Bases 137 to 1300 code for a protein of 387 amino acids. NCBI's taxonomy places the organism in Eukaryota, Fungi, Ascomycota, Sordariomycetes, Hypocreales, Bionectriaceae. Gene Ontology annotation, molecular function: 6-phosphogluconolactonase activity; protein binding.